UUCUUCACCAACAACGCGCCUACUCUUUCAACCGCCUCGGUAGCUUGCUAGCCAACAUAAAACAGAAAGAUUGACGCUUUAGACCAUGUUAAUGUACAUUAGCUAAUCUCAGUGUUGUAAACACAAUUCUGUUGACCUAUCUACUGUUUAACUUUAACCUAAUUUGCUUGUUCAAUUUGCAAACUUGUUAAAGAUUGAUGAUGAGCCUAGCACUAGGCUAGUCGCUAAUGCUAACUCGCUAGCUAACAUCCUUGACCAUGAGCUCGCUAAACUACUCCUCCUGCUAAAGAAGAGGAGGUUUGCUGUACGGGGAAAGAAGCUCUGGCGCUGAACAUUGUCGUGGAAGAAGAAGAGGAGGGUAUUACAGUGAAAGAAGAGAAAGAACCUUUCAGAAUGAAAAAGGAGGAAGAGGAGGUUGUUAUAGUGAAGGAAGAAGAGGCUGUUAUAGUGAAGGAAGAAGAGAAAGAACCUUUCAGAAUGAAAAGGGAGGAAGAGGAGGCUAUCUCAAUAAAGGUGAAGAUGGAAGACGUUUUUGGAGUGAAAGAGGAGGAGACAGAAGAUCCGAUUAACACCACAGGAGAGAGACAUGACUAUGGUGGAUCCUCUGGGGAGCCUCAACAACAUCCUGAUACUGAUGAGUCAGAGAAGAGUCUCUCCAGAACAGAACACCAGAUGGACAACACUAGCCCUUCCUCCCUCCUGGAGUCCCUGUGUCGUGCCUCUCCCGGUAGCACCUUACUGCUGGGUAUGAAGAGGUUGUCUGUGUUGCUGGUGGACUGCAGGAAAACAACGGGGCUGAGUGGAACUGUGAGAGGAGGAGAAGAGAAGAAAGGAUCAGAUUUGACUCAUCAAAGAGAAAGACCAGACUCAGAGGAACCAGAGCCAGGGACGUCCAAACCAGCAAGACGACACCAGUGCUCCCACUGUAGAAAGGGUUGUAACCGGUUAUGGAACCUGAAACAACACGAGAAAAUACACACAGGGGAGAAGCCUUACCACUGCGCCCAGUGUGGAAAGAGUUUCAAACGGCCUUGUCAUCUGAAACAACAUGACAGAAUACACACAGGGGAGAAGCCUUACCACUGCUCCCAGUGUGGACAGUGUUUCAAGCGGUCAGGGGAGCUGAAACAACAUGAGAGAAUACACACAGGGGAGAAGCCUUACCACUGCUCCCAGUGUGGAAAGUGUUUCAACAGGUUAGGGGAUGUGAAACGACAUGGGAGAAUACACACAGUAGAGAAGCCUUACCACUGCUCCCAGUGUGGGAAGUUUUUCGGACGGCCUUGUCAUCUGAAACGACAUGAGAGAAUACACACAGGGUGGAAGCCUUACCACUGCUCCCAGUGUGGAAACAGUUUCAAACGGCCUUGUCAUCUGAAACGGCAUGAGAGAAUACACACAGGGGAGAAGCCUUACCACUGCUCCCAGUGUGGAAAGAGUUUCGAACGGCCUUGUCAUCUGAAACAACAUGAGAGAAUACACACAGGGGAGAAGCCUUACCACUACUCCCAAUGUGGAAAGAGUUUUAACGAUUUAGGGUACCUGAAACAACAUGAGAGAAUACACACAAGAUAGAAGCCUUACCACUGCUCCCAGUGUGGAAAGUGUUUCAACAAGUCAGGGGAGGUGAAACGACAUGAGACGGCCUUGUCAUCUGAAACGGCAUGAGAGAAUACACACAGGGGAGAAGCCUUACCACUGCUCCCAGUGUGGAAAGAGUUUCAAACGGCCUUGUCAUCUGAAACAACAUGAGAGAAUACACCCAGGGGAGAAGCCUUACCACUACUACCAAUGUGGAAAGAGUUUUAACGAUUUAGGGUACCUGAAACAACAUGAGAGAAUACACACAAGAUAGAAGCCAGACCACUGCUCCCAGUGUGGAAAGUGUUUCAACCAGUCGAGGGAGCUGAAACGGCAUGAAAGAAUACACACAGUAGAGAAGCCUUACCAUUGCUCCCAGUGUGGAAAGAGUUUUAACCAGAAAAGCAAUCUGAUCAAACACGAGAAAAUACACAGAGGGGAGAAGCCUUACCACUCCUCCCAGGGUGCAAAGCGUUUGCCCAUUUAGGAAGCCUGAAAGAACACAUGAGACUGCACACAGAGCGGAGAAUGCUUACAAAAGCCCAGACUGUGGGAAAACAUAUUACUCAUCACAGUCACUUAAACGUCAUGAGAGAAUCCACACAAAGAGAAGAAUUACUUGUAUAUUGAUAUUUCACAUCACAUUGACUUAAAAUUCAUCAGAGAACAUACACAGUGCUCCCAUUGUCUUAUAUUGUUGACUGAUAAUGUGUUUACCUGUCUUUACCGUUUGAAAUUAAAUGGUACAGGGUAUACUCAAACAUAUAUUUGUUUGUUUUUAUUAGAAAACAUGAAUUUAAUAUGUAGUAUGUCAGUUUGAAUAUAAAGAAGAUCAGGUUGCUUGUGUUUAAAUGGUCAUUUUUAAAACUCUUUGUGUGUGUUUAUCUGGGUGUGUCAUUCCUCCAGCACUACAGAUAAUACAGUGAUAUUUGGAUGUGAUGCAUUUGUUCCAUUGUAAAUACAUUUGCAUUGUUGGCCCACUGAUGAUUUAAUGAAAUUAAAAUAUUCAGACUGUAACGGAAAAUGUUAAUUGUAUGUGUGUCCACAUAACUGAUUAUGUGACUAACCUUGUGAAACUGUCCUAUUAUAAUCUCCUGUUCUUGGGACCAUCAUUAUGUGUUGCAAACCAGCUGCACCUGCGUCCUUGUAUGAAUAAAGUCCCUCCCAGGAACAGGAAACUAUAAAGAUAUGUGCUCAUCACCCAAUGCUUCAGGAAUUCAGACUGUCUACACUGUGCUGUGUAACUCUGUUAUUCUCUCUGAGCUCAGAAAUAAAGAAUCUUGGUUUGA
Molecule: messenger RNA, 2870 nt
Organism: Salvelinus fontinalis (brook trout)
Lineage: Eukaryota; Metazoa; Chordata; Actinopteri; Salmoniformes; Salmonidae
Product: zinc finger protein 436-like
Exons: 4
Coding region: 394-1575 (393 amino acids)
Biological process (GO): negative regulation of transcription by RNA polymerase II; regulation of immune system process; central nervous system development
Cellular component (GO): nucleus
Molecular function (GO): DNA-binding transcription factor activity, RNA polymerase II-specific; RNA polymerase II cis-regulatory region sequence-specific DNA binding
Source: RefSeq, a predicted model, not a curated record